UUCACUCACACCUGCAUUCAAUCUCAAACAAGCCACGGAGCCCUGGCUGCUGGCAGCUCGGAAGGGAGGCCAGCCACCAUGAGGGCCGGAAAGCACGCCAGGCUGAAGGUUCGUGUGUUCCAGCAAGCCGCGUGAGUCCACGUGGGGGCCGAGCCAGUCCUACCGACCAUGAGCCGUCAACUAAAGGGCCUGGGGGAGGAAGCAGGAGGUGCAGUGAGAGGAAGCUCGAGGAGCGGCUCUCCAGGUACAGAUGACAGGUCUGAGAGGAGACUCUCCAGGAAGCAGGCCCCCAAAGCCGAAGGUGCAGCAGGCAGGCGCGGAGCCCUGCCUGGCCAGAAGGAGCAGGCCAGGGGCAGCCCAAGAGCAGGCUCCCCCCGGAGAAAGCAGGUGGAAAGCAGGAGACACCGAGAGGAGCUGGGGGUACAGGAGCGGAGCACUGUGGAGAGGACCCGAGAGGGGAGGAGGAAGAGAAAUGGAAGGACUUCCCUCAAGGAGCAGAGAACACCCCCAAAGAAGGAAAAGGAGGUGUCGAAGAAGGAGACACAGAAGCAGCGGAAGAAACACAGAUUGCCUUCCUUAGCCUCCAGCACCUCUGGAGGGGAGUCUCUGUCUGAGGAGGAACUGGCCAAGAUCCUGGAGCAGGUGGAAGAGAAGAAAAAGCUCAUUACCACCAUGCGCAACAAGCCCUGGCCCAUGGCGAAGAAGCUCACGGAGCUCAGGGAGGCCCAAGAGUUUGUGGAGAAAUAUGAAGGAGCCUUGGGAAAAGGAAAAGGCAAGAGACUCUACGCCUAUAGGAUGCAGAUGACUAAGAAAUGGAUCAAGUUUAAGAGAGACUUUGAUAAUUUCAAGAAUCAAUGUAUUCCCUGGGAAAUGAAGAUCAAGGACAUUGAAAGUCACUUUGGUUCUUCAGUGGCAUCAUAUUUCAUCUUUCUCCGAUGGAUGUAUGGAGUUAACCUUGUCCUUUUUGGCUUAAUAUUUGGUCUAGUCAUAAUCCCAGAGGUACUGAUGGGCAUGCCAUAUGGAAGUAUACCCAGGAAGACAGUGCCUCGGGCUGAGGAAGAAAAAGCCAUGGAUUUUUCUGUCCUCUGGGAUUUUGAGGGCUACAUGAAAUAUUCUGCUCUCUUCUACGGCUACUACAAUGACCAGAGGACCAUUGGGUGGCUGAGGUACAGAUUGCCCAUGGCUUACUUUAUGGUGGGGAUCAGCGUGUUUGGAUAUAGCCUGAUGAUUGUCAUUAGAUCAAUGGCCAGCAACACCCAGGGCAGCACGAGCGAUGGGGAGAGUGACAACUUCACAUUCAGCUUCAAGAUGUUCACCAGCUGGGACUACCUGAUCGGGAAUUCAGAGACGGCUGACAACAAAUAUGCCUCCAUCACCACUAGCUUCAAGGAAUCAAUAGUGGAUGAACAAGAGAGUAGCAAAGAAGAAAAUAUCCACCUGACAAGAUUUCUCCGUGUCCUGGCCAACUUCCUGAUCAUCUGCUGUUUGUGUGGCAGUGGGUAUCUCAUUUACUUUGUGGUGAAGCGAUCCCAGGAAUUCUCCAAAAUGCAGAAUGUGAGCUGGUAUGAAAGGAAUGAGGUAGAAAUUGUGAUGUCCCUGCUUGGGAUGUUUUGUCCCCCUCUGUUUGAAACCAUCGCUGCCCUGGAGAAUUACCACCCGCGCAUUGGACUGAAGUGGCAGCUGGGACGUAUCUUUGCGCUCUUUCUGGGGAACCUCUACACAUUUCUCUUGGCCCUGAUGGAUGAUGUCCACCUCAAGCUUUCUAAUGAAGAGACAAUAAAGAACAUCACUCAUUGGACUCUGUUUAACUAUUACAACUCCUCGGGUUGGAAUGAGAGUGUGCCCCGGCCACCCCUGCACCCUGCUGAUGUGCCCCGGGGUUCUUGCUGGGAGACAGCCGUGGGCAUUGAAUUCAUGAGGCUAACGGUGUCCGACAUGCUGGUAACGUACAUCACCAUCCUGCUGGGGGACUUCCUACGGGCUUGUUUUGUCCGGUUCAUGAACUACUGCUGGUGCUGGGACCUAGAAGCUGGAUUUCCUUCAUAUGCUGAGUUUGAUAUUAGUGGAAAUGUGCUGGGAUUGAUCUUCAACCAAGGAAUGAUCUGGAUGGGCUCCUUCUACGCUCCGGGCCUGGUGGGCGUGAACGUGCUGCGCCUGCUGACCUCCAUGUACUUCCAGUGCUGGGCAGUGAUGAGCAGCAACGUCCCCCACGAACGCGUGUUCAAAGCCUCCCGAUCCAACAACUUCUACAUGGGCCUCCUGCUGUUGGUGCUCUUCCUCAGCCUCCUGCCAGUGGCCUACACCAUCAUGUCCCUCCCGCCCUCCUUUGACUGCGGGCCAUUCAGUGGGAAAAACAGAAUGUAUGAUGUCAUCCAAGAGACAGUUGAAAAUGAUUUCCCAACUUUCCUUGGCAAGGUCUUCGCUUUCCUCGCCAACCCGGGCCUGAUCAUUCCAGCCAUCCUGCUGAUGUUCCUGGCCAUCUACUACCUGAACUCAGUUUCUAAAAGCCUUUCCCGAGCUAAUGCCCAGCUGAGGAAGAAAAUCCAAGCGCUCCGUGAAGUUGAAAAGAGCCACAAAUCUGUCAAAGGCAGAGCCACAGCCAGAGAUUCAGAGGACACAGCUAAAGACAGCUCCAAAAAUGCCACCCAGCUCCAACUCACCAAAGCGGGGACCAUGCCUCACUCUGCCAGCCAAAUCCAGACCCUGGACAUGAAGGCCCCGGGCCCUGGGACCUCCAGUUCUACGAGCAGGACCGCGCUGCCCACCUCAAGGCACCUCCUGGUAUCUCGGCCUCCUAGCAACAGACCAGAUUCUGGCCAAGCCCGGCCUCAGACUCAUGCUGGGAGGUCAGCCUCUAGAAAGAGUACUCAGAGACCUUCCCACUGACAGUUGGGACUCUCAGGAACUCCAUCCUGGGGCUGAUCCUCUGGCCCCAACAGCUCCCAUGCCCAAACCAGUGUGCUCUUUUCCUUUCUCCUCUCACACACGUGCACAUUCUCUCUCCUCUUACUGAACUUUGAUUACUUAAUCUCAGGUCCUUGUGGCUACGAAAAUGGGAGGACAACGGCUUCAUCUGCCUUUAGGGGCGCUGAGCCUCCUGCCUCCCCAUAACUUUCCUUCCCACUAUCUUGGUUCAGGUAGCUCUGGACCUUGUACUUAUGGUGGUUGCCCUUGGCUCCAGACUUUGGGAGGAGGGAGCAGGGCCGUGACCACCAUCAUAGACUUUUCUCAUGGCACCCAUGUUGGAACACAGGUUUCCACCAGCUCUACCAACCGGGAGGAGGGUGCAGAGGGGCCCACAUUCCUGACCAUCACCUCUAUCCAAAGGAAGGGAGGUGGUCAAGAAGCCAAUGAAAAUAAAAGUAAAUGAACCAAAUCCAGCCAUGGUGAGUCGGAAGACGGCGAUACCCCAGAAUCCAGUCUGAGGGGAGCUGAUGCAAUUAAGCACCAAAAAUGCACUGGAGCCUCCCAGCAGCAAGACAAGGAGCGAGUGAGUAGCAUAGCACUUCUUAGCUGAAUGAAGGAAACUUAGAAGAUUGCUCAGGGCAGAAAAGUCUUUCUCAUGCACCAAAUUCUAAAAGGACUUUGAUAGUCUGCUGAUGCUGUAAGGGAUGUUGAAGAUGGUUUCUUUCCGGAGUUUGGCAAAGGAUGCAAAGCCUUGUCUCUGGCGAUUCUAUGUUCAUUUAGUGUCAUCUGUGGUUCUGUUCAGAAUGACUGCUAAGGGGCAUAAGCUGAGGAGGCCAGACCAUUGAGAAGGCUUUGCCAGGAAGGGCAAAGGCUCAGCACAGUCACGGUCUAGGACUCUUCGGCAGCCCAGGAAUCUUGCAGGCAGACUCUUUCUUUCCUCUACUCAGCGCUCACAGACCCAGGUGAGCAUGUGCUUCAAGAUCAAGGGACCAUCUCACCUUUGUCUUUGCAUGUUUGCUCUCACAGUCACCACCCAACCAUGUUCCCAGGGCUUCACAGGAGAAUUCCCCACACCCUGGAAGUCAGGCAAAGUCCUGGUGGAGAUUUUACAGGGAUUUCAGAAGCUAUACAAUUAGAAUAAUUUCUAACUUCCCUUCCAAUUCUUUCCCCUUCCCAACCCGGUGCUGAAACUUCAAACACAACCUGAAUGGAGUGAGAAUGGGGACAUGUGACAGGGA
Molecule: messenger RNA, 4145 nt
Organism: Rhinolophus ferrumequinum (greater horseshoe bat)
Lineage: Eukaryota; Metazoa; Chordata; Mammalia; Chiroptera; Rhinolophidae
Gene: TMC2
Product: transmembrane channel like 2
Exons: 20
Coding region: 169-2886 (905 amino acids)
Biological process (GO): detection of mechanical stimulus involved in sensory perception of sound; vestibular reflex
Cellular component (GO): plasma membrane
Molecular function (GO): mechanosensitive monoatomic ion channel activity
Source: RefSeq, a predicted model, not a curated record